Molecule: messenger RNA, 934 nt
Organism: Castor canadensis (American beaver)
Lineage: Eukaryota; Metazoa; Chordata; Mammalia; Rodentia; Castoridae
Source: RefSeq, a predicted model, not a curated record
AUGACCUUGGCCCAUGGGAAACCUGGGCCCGAGGCUCUGUACCUCCUUUCUAUCACCCCAGAAGUCGUGAUGAUCAGGCUGCUGAUUUCCUUCCUGUUUGUGGCCCUGGCUUCAGGCUGUGGCCAACCUGUCUACAACCCCUUCAGCCGCGUGGUCAAUGGUGAGGACGCUGUCCCUUACAGCUGGCCCUGGCAGGUCUCCCUGCAGUAUGAGAAGAAUGGGGCCUACCACCACACCUGUGGUGGCAGCCUCAUCACGCCUGACUGGGUGAUGACUGCAGGCCACUGCAUCUCGAGCUCUCGGACCUACCAGGUGGUGCUGGGCGAGUAUGACCGGGCCGUGGAGGAGGGGCCUGAGCAGGUGAUCCCCAUCAACGAAGGGGACCUCUUCGUGCACCCUAAUUGGAAUGCCAACUGUUUGGCCUGUGGAAAUGACAUCGCGCUGAUCAAGCUCUCCCGGAGUGCCCAGCUGGGAGACAAGGUCCAGCUCGCCUGCCUACCUCCUGCUGGUGACAUCCUGCCCAACGAGGCACCCUGCUACAUCAGUGGCUGGGGCCGUCUCGUGACCAAUGGGGCUCUCCCAGAAAAACUGCAGCAGGCCCUGCUACCUGUGGUGGACUACAGCCACUGCUCCAGGUCUGACUGGUGGGGCUCCUCUGUGAAGGAGAACAUGGUGUGCGCUGGAGGAGACAUCAGCUCUGGAUGCAACGGUGACUCUGGGGGACCCCUCAACUGCCCCACUGAGGAUGGCACCUGGCAGGUCCAUGGCGUGACCAGCUUUGUUUCUUCCCUCGGCUGCAACACCCUGAAGAAGCCCACGGUAUUCACUAGGGUCUCUGCAUUCAACCAGUGGAUCGAGGAGACCAUUGCAAGCCACUAGCCCAAGGCCUAACUGGCGGCACCCAUCCACGUCCUUCAGAAAGAAUAAAGACCUC